Messenger RNA from Nymphalis io (European peacock), 4526 nucleotides. RefSeq names its product solute carrier family 41 member 1-like. Gene Ontology annotation, molecular function: monoatomic cation transmembrane transporter activity. The coding region runs from base 281 to 1771 and encodes 496 amino acids. Gene Ontology annotation, biological process: monoatomic cation transport. NCBI's taxonomy places the organism in Eukaryota, Metazoa, Arthropoda, Insecta, Lepidoptera, Nymphalidae. Gene Ontology annotation, cellular component: plasma membrane. The record is from RefSeq and is a predicted model, not a curated record. The transcript is spliced from 12 exons.
ACCUCCAUGACAGUACACUCGCAGACGCCGUACGAAACGCACCUGUUACUCUACGUCACAAGUUCCCGCGCAAAUACGCGAAAAAUGUAAUUGCAUUCCGAAAUUAGAACCACAGAUUAAAGACUGCAUGGGGUAAAAAAAAAUAAAAGACUGGGCAGUGUAUAUAUUAUCUGUAAAUAAAGUGUUUUUUUUUUUUUAAGUGUAAAUAUAUUUAAUUUUAAAAUUAUAAAAUCCUGUGAUAUUAGUAAUUAAGAGAGCUGGAGAAAAUACGACCGCAAGCAUGGUUGGAGCCCCCGAUGUUGUCAAGCCAUCAGAUAAGGUCGAAGCCUACUCACCGCACGUCAACGGAAACCCGAUUUUUACUAUCAGCGAUGAGAUUGGCAGUCCAGACAGUGGCUUUACAAUGUCAUCGAUAAAUUCAAAUGGGGACCUAAAGAGCCCCGGUAGUCCUCCAGAUAAGAAGAUCACUGAAGCGGAUGCGGAAAAACAACCUUUAUCAGGCAAAAAAGAAGAAAGAUGGUGGAACACGUUGAUGCAAGUAGCGGUGCCGUUCUUCAUAGCUGGCUGUGGUACGAUCGGUGCUGGUCUGGUUUUGGGGAGUGUGAGGAAUUGGGAGGUGUUCCAAGUAGUAAAGGCCAUAUUCGUCUUAGUGCCAUCUCUCUCUGGUUUAAAGGGAAAUCUCGACAUGUGCCUUGCGUCCCGGCUUUCGACUCAAGCGAACUUGGGGAACAUGGUGUCGCCGCGCGAAGUUAUAUCGAUGGUUGUUGGAAACAUAUCAUUAGUUCAGGUUCAAGCAAUAGUAGCCGCGACAGUAGUAUCAAUGUUCGCGGUGAUUGUGAACACGAUCGUUGAUAAGGCUUUCAACGGUGAUUAUGUUCUGUUGCUGAUAGCAUCAGCUAUUUUCACCGCUACAACUACCUGUUUUGUUUUGGAUUUCGUUAUGGUGAUGGUAAUAUUCGGAUCACAGAAAUUUAAAGUAAAUCCCGACAACGUUGCGACACCCCUCGCAGCUUCCAUCGGAGACAUUGUCAGCAAUUCUGUGCUUGCAGUCACUGCUCAAUAUAUGUUUGAACAAAUAAAAAUCUCUCUAUGGCAACCUAUUGCUCUACUUUGCGUCUACUACAGUCUUCUUCCGAUCUGGGUGUUUAUUGUUUGGAAGAACAAAUACACGAAGACCGUGCUCACGACUGGUUGGACGCCAGUUAUUUCAGCUCUCUUCAUCAGCGGUAUCGGAGGUAUUGUCCUUGACCAAGCGGUUGAACAAUAUCAGGGCUAUGAGGUCUUUCAACCCAUAGUUAAUGGUAUUGGAGGAAAUCUGGUCUGCGUGCAGUCUUCACGAUUAGCUACUAAUCUCCAUCAGACUGCAAUACCCGGGGUGCUUCCUGAGAACACAAGGAUUAUCGAAUGGCCAUGGAAGACUUUGUUCUAUGGAACUACCGCAGCGAAGGUUGCAAGAAUGUUGCUCAUCCUCGCGGUCUGCGGUCAGAUCAUAUUCAUGGUGGUCGCUGACUUCGUUUACCAAGGAUUUGUCUCCCUCCAGUUCGUAUUUGGAAUCACUUACGUUUUGUGCUCACUAAUACAGGUUAUGGUGCUUUUGUAUCUAUCGUACAUCUUGAUCCACUUCAUGUGGAAGAAGAAGAAGGAUCCUGACAACGCAGCUAUCCCUUACUUGACAGCUUUGGGCGAUCUCCUCGGCUCAGUUUUCCUCGGUCUAGCAUUCGUUAUACUGUCUAUAUUCGGUAUGGAAUACGGUAACAAUGUUCCGAACUAGAUGAUUAAAUGUGGCUGAAAACCAAAAAAAUAUAAAUAAAACUUUUACUCUGAAUCUUACUACCGAUCUAUUAAUGCUAUUGCUAUGCGUAGGUGAUAGUGACGCCUUAGCACAAACCUUCAUAAACAUUGUCACAUUCAUCGCAUAUGUUGGGGAAUCGGUCAUAAGUUCAGUCAUAUUAAUUGAUCAAAUCCAAAUUGAGCGUUUGCGCUAAUUCGUCCGUCAAAAGUUUGUGUGAUUUGUAUUAUUUUAUCGAAAUGUCGGAACAGUAUUAUGGACGUGAAAGGACAAAUACUUAAACUAUUAGUGCCAAUUAAUUCCGAGAAUGUUUAAUAUUGCGAGAUGUAAAUGUUUCUAAUCGUUUCGAUAAGUAUCAUAAGAAAUGAUAAUGCAAAAAAUGACCCGCUUUCGUAGUGGCUCAAACUGUGAUAAUAUGUUCCAAAAAAUGUGAUUAAAUGCAAUUAUAAUAUUUAAAGAAAUUAAUUCAUCUCGCGAUGGACAAUAAUUCGAUGACACUUGUUAAACGUCAAUGUGACAUUAGCGCUGCUAAAAGACAACAAAUGAUUUUGCUAGUUUUAAGUCAAUUGUCAGUUUUAUUAAAUUUGACACGAUAUGUCAAUGAUGUUUUUUUAAUCAAAUUCGGAAAGUGUAUGAUUGUAAGCAUUCAUUUCAUUCAGUAUGUAUAUUGCAUUUAUUAAAUUCAUAUUCGUAAAUUUAUGAUCUUCAAAUAUAAAACUAAAAAUUAUUUAUAUAGAAACUUUCGCCAAUCGUGUAAUUUUCAUGUACCUCUUAUAUCGAGAUUGUUUAAAAUUCUUAUAAAUAUAAAUUGAGUUACAGAGGCGUAACUAGACUAUUAUUCAAAUGCCCACUAUUUUUUUAUCCGUCUUUAUUCGGGCAAAGGAAACUCCAUAGUACAGACUAGUUAUAGUAUUUUUAAGUAAAUGUGAUUAAAAAGCAAAAAUGACAAAAAAAAAAUUAGAAAACAAGAAGGAUUGUAAUAGUAACUUGCUGGAGCGGAACUUUUUCUUAUUAAAUUUUAGAGUUUUGUUUGUACCCAUCGUGGACAAGUGAUAUUUUACGAAUUCCUUUUUUAAAUAUAAUUUGUUAAUUUUUGCGUACGUUUGAAAAAAAAUCAAUUAAACGUUAAGACCACGGUUCACAGUUCCUAGUUACGCCAAUGUUGCCACAUUGUUAGCUCUUUUUCAUUAUAUACAAUAUCAUUCCGAUAGAAAGAGAUAAAUAUCUCAAUAGACUUCGAUAGCUUAGUUAGCUGUUAUUUUAGAAGAAUGAGUACAAUAAAGCAAUGUAUAGUAUUAAGAUACCUAAAGAUAAUUUAUUAAUAGCUGUAAAUUAAUAGCCGGGUGAAUGGAAAUGGUUGUAGGUUUGUUGGACGUAUCAUGUAUGUAUAUUAUGUAUUCCAGAAUACUAAGCGGAUUAUUUUUUAUCUGUCUUCCUAACUGUUCGCUUGCUAUAAAGACUCCUUUUUUAUUUUGUCAAAAUCAGACGCGGAUUAAGCUUUCAAAUUAUUAUUUUUUAUUAAUGGACAUCUAUAUGUAAAUUUAUUUUUAUAUAAACGAAAUUAGUCCAAUACAGUUUUUAUAUCAACAUAAUAAUUUAAUUUAGAUCGAAGCGUUGUUAUAAUGUUUGUAAUGUCACAAGUCAAUAUUGACCUUACAUAAUAGUUUUAAGGCAUAUAUUUGAAUGAAUGAUGUGAUACAAUUGAGAUUUUAAUAUGUAUAUAUAUAUAUAUAUAGUUGAUUGUUAUGUAGUACGUAGGCCAAAUAAUCGCCGCUGACGUUUAUUUCAUAAGCCCAUGUUCUUGUCAGAUUAGGAUGAUUUCAAUGAAAUGUAACGUAACGGUAAUAUACAAUGAUAGGGUCGAUUUUAAGGCGACGUUUCUGUGUAACGUUUGAGACAAACGCAUCUGACGCAAGAAUGUUUUAUAUGUACAGUAUAUUAUUUUAAUUUCUGUUCGUUGUUAUAUGGCUGGUGCUUUGAACGACUUAAGGAUUAAGGGUUAAAUAUAAAUCUGGUAUCCAGUAAUUCAUCUUAGUUAGCAAGCGUAUUUCAUUUGUUAUAUUAAAAAAAGGUACGACGUACACAUUCCAAUCAUUUUUUGUAAAUUAUUUGUAAAAAAAAACCAAGUUGUUUUUGCAAUUUAUUAUGUUAAAUGAAUUGUGCGACCAUUUUAAUAUUAAUAUUUGUUUAUAAUUUGUAAAAAUUGGAUUGAAAUGUAUGGAAUGUGUUAUGUAUAUAUAGUCGAUUCCAAUUUAAGAAUGUCUAGAUACAAACAAACCUCAAAUUUACAUGUAAUCAAAUAUCAUGCGCUGCUAUAUUGUGCACCAUAAACGAUUCUUGAUUAAUAUAUCUUUAUUUAUAAUAAAACAUUAUUCCACAUAAAUCCUAUAACAAUUUCGCUAUAUUCAAAAGACCAGUUUUUAAGGAAUCCAUAAUUAAUAUCAUAGAUUACUCAAGAUGUCGACCAAUGAUAUCACGUCAAUUCAAUGUCGAUGUCGUUUAUUUGUCUUUGCUUCGUCUGUGAUUGGAAUAAGCUAUGUAUAUAAGAUUCACAUAUGAAUCCCUAAUCUGACAAUAAGAUAUGGUGCUAAAUUGAGACGUAUUUAAGACGUGGAGUGUUGUUAUGUAAAAAGACAGUAUUUUUAAUUGCAAAGAGUAAUGUUUAAUUAUUUCAUGAAAUGUAUUGGUAUUUUUUUAAUUAGGAUAUUUUUAUUUUAAUAAAAACACUAUGAAAUUA